This is a messenger RNA of Scleropages formosus (Asian bonytongue), 2113 nucleotides long. Its product is annotated as cystathionine beta-synthase-like. Bases 111 to 1781 code for a protein of 556 amino acids. Gene Ontology annotation, cellular component: cytoplasm. The record is from RefSeq and is a predicted model, not a curated record. NCBI's taxonomy places the organism in Eukaryota, Metazoa, Chordata, Actinopteri, Osteoglossiformes, Osteoglossidae. Gene Ontology annotation, molecular function: cystathionine beta-synthase activity. The transcript is spliced from 15 exons.
CAGUGACAACGCAGAUAAAGCUAAUUUAAAAGGAAGUGAAAGAGAUAUUUUUCUGUUAUACUGGGACACGGUCGUCAUAUAAGAAACAGCAAUUAACGCCAAGGUUAACCAUGCCCUCAGUGCCCCCCAGCAAGGAGUCCAGCAGUCUCCCCGAUGCCUGCCCCUGUGCCCCCAAGGAGCUCAAUGGGGGAGACGGCAGUGAGGAGAUUGCUAGUGAAAUCUUCUGGAUUCGUCCUGACCUGCCCAGCAAGUGUACAUGGCAGUUGGGUGUGUCACACACAGAGUCCCCACACUCCCAUCCUGAAAGGACAAAAGCACCUAAAAUCCUACCCAAUAUCCUGAAACAAAUUGGGGACACCCCUAUGGUCCGCAUCAACAGCAUCACCAAAGCAUAUGGACUCAAAUGUGAAUUAUUGGCCAAAUGUGAGUUCUUCAAUGCCGGUGGUAGUGUGAAGGACAGAAUCAGCCUGCGGAUGGUGGAAGAUGCAGAAAGGGCAGGAAUACUCAAACCUGGGGACACAAUCAUCGAGCCCACAUCUGGCAACACUGGCAUUGGCCUGGCCCUUGCUGCCGCUGUCAGAGGUUACCGUUGCAUCAUUGUUAUGCCGGAGAAGAUGAGCAUGGAGAAGGUGGAUGUGCUAAGGGCCUUAGGGGCCGAGAUCGUGCGCACCCCUACCAGCGCCCGCUUUGACUCCCCAGAAUCCCACGUCGGUGUGGCUUGGAGGCUGAAGAACGAGAUGCCAAAUUCUCACAUCCUGGAUCAGUACCGCAAUCCCAGCAACCCACUGGCACACUAUGACACCACAGCUGAGGAGAUCCUGGAGCAGUGUGAUGGUAAAGUGGAUAUGCUGGUGGCGGGAGCUGGGACAGGGGGUACUAUCACAGGGAUUGCCCGGAAGCUCAAGGAGAGAUGCCCAAAUGUUAAGAUUGUUGGUGUGGACCCUGAGGGUUCCAUUCUUGGAGAACCAGAGGAGCUCAACAGGUCGGACACCACCAGUUAUGAGGUGGAGGGCAUUGGGUAUGACUUCAUCCCCACUGUGCUGGAUAGAUCUGUUGUGGACACCUGGUACAAGUCCAAUGAUGAAGAGUCCUUUUCCAUGUCCCGCAUGCUUAUCAAAGAGGAGGGACUGCUGUGUGGUGGAAGUUCAGGCAGUGCUAUGGCUAUAGCAGUGAAGGCCGCCAAGGAGCUGAAGGAGGGACAGCGCUGUGUGGUCAUUCUUCCUGAUUCCAUACGCAACUACAUGUCCAAAUUCCUUAGUGACAAGUGGAUGUGCCAGAAGGGUUUUCUUCGGGAGGAGGACAUCAUGGUGUCCAAACCCUGGUGGUGGAACCAGAAGAUCCAGUGCCUGAACCUCUCGGCUCCCUUGACUGUUCUGCCCACGGUCAGCUGCCAAAAGACCAUCCACAUCCUGAAGGAGAAGGCCUUUGAUCAGGCCCCUGUUGUGGAUGAAUCCGGACUCAUCCUGGGCAUGGUGACUUUGGGGAAUAUGCUGUCUUCUGUACUAGCAGGCAAAGUGAAGCCCUCAGACCCUGUCAGCAAGGUGCUUUACAAGCAAUUCAAACAAAUUCACCUCACUGACAACCUUGGAAAGCUAUCCAGCAUUCUGGAGACAGAUCACUUUGCUCUGGUGGUCCACGAGCAGAUCCAAUACAUGGCGGAUGGCUCGCCUUGCCUGAGACAGAUGGUGUUUGGUGUGGUGACUGCCAUUGACCUGCUGAACUUCGUCACAAGCAAGGAGAGGCGUGAGCAUUCAGUGUCUGAAUGCACCGACGAGCUGUAGGGGGUGCUCUGGUCUGGAUAUCAAAGCUGCUCCAUGAUGAUGAUGAUGAUGAUGAUGAUGAUGAUGAUGAUGAUGAUGAUGAUUCUUUGUUUUGUAGAAGUCAGGUUGUAUAGGGUGUUAUAUUUUACUCUUUGGGGGGGGAGGGUCAUUUUGGCUACCUCUGUACUUUUUUGGUAGAAUGCUGAUUCACUGACAUAUUCCAGAGAUGACAACUUUGUGUGACCAAGGAAAUGUAACAAGUUUGUGUUGGCAGAAAUUGUGUAAUGUCUUGCAUACAAUUGAAGCAUCUUGUUUACCAAAAACUCAGUGAUUUAUUUAGAGGCUUAUCUACC